AUGGCUGCGCCCGUAAAAAUCGAAAAUGAUGACAAUUUAGGGGAAUUGAAACUCGAUGAGGGCCAAGAUAAGCAAACCUUGCUCGCUGUCUUGGGGUUCCUCAAAAAGCACAACUUAAAAGGAACAGAACAGCAACUGCUCCAUGAAGCUCAUCUGCCAGAGGACCUUUUGAAGGAAGGUCAAGAUGAGCAGAAAGAUACUGACGUCUCACAGGCUCUUGCUGCUUACAAGAGCGAGGGUGACCCAACACUCUAUGAUGAUCUCUACACAAACUUAAAGAGUUUCAUUGAAUCUACUUUAGAUUCCCAUAAGAUUGAACUUGCGAUGGUCCUCUACCCUGUGUUCGUCCACAUGUACCUGGAACUAGUCUACAACGAACAUGAAGAAGAAGCCAAGGCGUUCUUUGACAAAUUCUCUCUUGAACAAGAACAAUAUUAUCAGGAGGACAUUCAGAAACUAUCGUGCGUAAUUAAAAAGGAGCAUAUGCAGGGCCACGAGCUGAUGGAUAGUUUUCGGACGAGUAAAUUUGUGAUCCGAAUGUCACGAGAAUCUUAUACUCAUCUGAAGCGUCACAUGAUGGAGAGACAUCAAAAUAAACUGCUGACGUUUAUUCAGGAGAAGAUUUAUAUUGAUGUGUUUGAAGGUGCACCUCGCAGCAAACAGCAGAUCGAUGCAGUGUCUGGCAGUAUGGGCGGUGAGGCGAUGCGUGAGGCAAACAAGACUAAAGUCUACUACGGUCUGCUGAAAGAGCCGGACAUCAACAUCCCAUUGGACGAUGAGGAGGAGGGGACCGAACCUGAAGGUGGCGAUAAACCCAAGAAGAAAAAGCCCAAGAAGGAUCCGUUGAUGAUGAAGAAGGCAAAGAAUGAUCCUAACGCUCCCAAUGUGACCAGGAUACCACUGCCCGAAUUGAAAGAUGCGGACAAACUUGACAAAAUCAACCAGUUUAGAGAAGCGGCAAAGCGGUUGAAACUCGGACCUGAUAGUCUCCCUUCCAUCUGCUUUUACACAUUCCAGAACUCUCACCAAGGAGUUUCUGCAAUUGACUUCAGUGAAGACUCAACUCUCGUAAGCGCAGGGUUCCACAAUUCACAAGUUCGUGUUUGGACGCUCACGAAAGAGAAACUGCGGGCAAUGAAAUCUCCGCACGAAUUAAAUAUUAUCGACAAGGAAGCAGAUGAUGUCUUGGAACGGAUGAUGGACGACAGGAGUGCGACAGAAUCGAAACUGUUGGUUGGUCACAGUGGGCCGGUUUAUACGACAAACUUUAGUCCGGAUAAGAAUUACCUGUUGUCAUGUUCGGAGGAUUCUUCAAUUCGCUUGUGGAGUAUGUUGACCUGGAGCAACCUAGUUGUCUUUAAGGGGCAUAACUUUCCUGUCUGGGAUGUCAAAUUUAGCCCUCAUAAUCACUAUUUUGCCUCCUGUGGUCACGAUCGGACAGCCCGCAUCUGGUCGACAGAUCACCACCAACCGCUGCGUAUAUUUGCUGGCCACUUGUCAGAUGUUGAGUGUCUUCAGUGGCAUCCAAACUCCAAUUAUAUAGUGACAGGCUCAUCGGAUAGAUCAAUUAGAUUAUGGGAUGUCCUGUCUGGCAACUGUGUCCGACUUCUCACUGGUCACAAGGGCUCUGUACAAUGUUUAUCAUUCUCUCCUGAUGGACGGUAUCUUGCCUCAGCCGGCAUUGACCAGACCAUCUUAUUAUGGGAUGUUGCCAAUGGGAACCAGAUAGGACAGCUGAAGGGUCACACAGAUUCGAUAAACUCGCUGUGUUUUAGCAGGGAGGGGACGGUGCUUGCAUCAGGUGCCAUGGACAACACGAUCAACUUGUGGGACGUGAAUAAGAUCUUUGACGAACAAGACAGUGAAGGCAUUGUCAAUGUUUUACCCACUGCCACAAAUGAAAACCAGACAUACCUAAUCCGGUCGUUCGGAACCAAAGACACACCGGUUUUGAGUUUGCAUUUUACACGGAGGAAUCUUCUGUUGGCAUCCGGACCGUACGGAGAUCCUUGAAAGCUGAACUUGUAGGCAAUGCAAGACUGUUUCUUCAUAAAAUGGAAUUCAGAUUGUAUAGGUCAGAAAAAGUGUACGCUGUGUUGACGUAGACUCUUCUAUUCACAGCUGGGCAUCUAGUUUCCUGGUGUUGAAAAGUAUCCUGUAUGUCCACUGCCUCUGGCCGAGAAGGAGAAUUUGUGUCACUGCCUAUCAUCCAUUUGUGUGGAAUGGAAGAUAUGACUCUAUAAGUGUUUUAGCUAGAAAUCUGAAAGGUAGUGCAGAAAAGGACAUACCUGUAGCUUGAAAAAGGCAAGGUGCUGUGUCCUGCUUUAAACGGUAAUGCAUUUGCCAUUGAUGAAAAAAGGUAGGGCGUCGAGAAAAUGUUUUUGCUCUGCCAAGACUCCAGCUGAAACUCUAUGAACAUGAAGGUUUGGGAAUUGUAGGAGGAAACCUUGUCCUGGUUGAUAAUGGCUUGAUCAAUGUACAGACUAGAGAAACCUAAGACACUCUUGGUUUCUCUCUUUGAAGAAAUUCAAUAAAAUAUUUAGUUCAAA
Molecule: messenger RNA, 2549 nt
Organism: Lineus longissimus
Lineage: Eukaryota; Metazoa; Nemertea; Pilidiophora; Heteronemertea; Lineidae
Product: transcription initiation factor TFIID subunit 5-like
Exons: 13
Coding region: 1-2013 (670 amino acids)
Biological process (GO): transcription initiation at RNA polymerase II promoter
Cellular component (GO): transcription factor TFIID complex
Molecular function (GO): protein binding; RNA polymerase II general transcription initiation factor activity
Source: RefSeq, a predicted model, not a curated record